Copidosoma floridanum is the source of this 1583-nucleotide messenger RNA. RefSeq lists its product as uncharacterized. NCBI's taxonomy places the organism in Eukaryota, Metazoa, Arthropoda, Insecta, Hymenoptera, Encyrtidae. The record is from RefSeq and is a predicted model, not a curated record.
ACCUACGUACGGUAGAGGGGCCAACCCGUCAGAAGCUCGCUCGCAGUCUCGCGCAAGAUCAGCUCGGUGAUCGAUCUCAUUUUUCUCCGUGCAGCAUAUAUAACAAUAAUAAUAUAUUCUCAGACCCUUGCGAGUUGGUCUUCUGCAGCAGCUCUCAGUAUAUACCCUCAGUAGUCUCAGUGUGCUCCGUUCUGCCCGUCGGACAGCACGCUUACAAUAUAGUUGAAUAACUUAUUCAAAACAAAACCCACACACACAUACUCAAAAUGAGUACCACCGAGAAGAGCGAUGUAGCCGUCGAGAAGGUGACGGAGAACGCCAAGACCAACAACGUGAGCGACAAGUGUGAAAUCAAAGGCAUCAAGAGGGCGGCAGAGGACAAGGAAGACCUGUCCAAGAAACAAAAGAAAGAUAAAGAGGAGAACGGCGCCGACAAUGACGAUAACAAAGUGGUGACCGAUGAAGGCGACGAUCUGGAAGACAAUGUUGACGGAGAUGAUGACGAAGACGAAGAUGAGGAGGAAGAAGACGUGCCCGAAGAAGAAUUAGACGAUAAUGAAGAUGAUGACGAUGACGAAGGCGAUGACCAACAUGAAGAUGAUGAUGAGGAUCCCGAGGAAGCCGCAUAAUGAAGGAAAGAAGAGGCGCGUGUAAGGAAAAAGAGAGGCGGAGGAAGCCCGACGGUGUGUCUGCAACUUCGUCGUCGCUGUUCGUCUACGUCGAUGUUGUCGGUAGUAAUCACGAGCAAAACACUUACUCUCAUAUUGAGCGGUUUGAGUAGCACACCAGCGUCGUUGACGACAACCAUCGGCUAAAUCCUCCCGAUCUCUGCAAUCUCUUCAUUAAAAUAACAUCAACAACAACAACAAACAAACAACAACAACAACAAAAGCAGCAGCAACAUCAACAGCUGACGCCUUGCUGGAGUUGCGUUGGGCCGACACAUUUUAUCGACCAUUCAUCCUCCACAUUAUCCACCUUAUUGAGAAGCGAAAUUUCACUACUUAGCAAGGAGAUCAACUAAAAGCAGAUAAUAGUCAUUGGAGAUUUCGUCAUCAACAGUAGUUGUAGUACUUGUAGCAGUAGCACCAGCAGCAGCAACAGUAACAACAUGCUAAUCCUAUCCACUAAUGCCCUAUUCCUUCGUCGGUCUCGGCACCUACGCAAUUCUGGCCACCUAGCAAUCACCAAAUACUUGCUAGGUCGUUUGACGGAUAAAGAAAAAGCUAUUAGUUCGCCUAAUCAGUAAGACACAUCAGGAAACAAAAAAUAAAUAAAACAGAAAAAAAGCAGAUCGUGAAAAACAUAGCAGACUUUGUCACUGUGUUUGCUAUGUCACGCAGCCCUUUCCUUCUUUCAAAACUGUAAAAUGUCUACUUUGUCAUUUAUUUUUUCCUGGACGACUGCUACCUGCUUGCGAAACACCUUCUUUUUUACGAACGGACGAAGCAAUGGUAGCAGAAAUAUUUGAACAAAUAACAAGGCAAUUAUCAAUGCACAUGUUUACCUCAUCAUCAUUUGUAUGUCUAUAUUUUACAAAAAAAAAAAAAAAAAAAAAAAAAAAAAAAAAAAAAAAAAUACAC